Molecule: messenger RNA, 1497 nt
Organism: Trypanosoma grayi
Lineage: Eukaryota; Euglenozoa; Kinetoplastea; Trypanosomatida; Trypanosomatidae
Exons: 1
Coding region: 1-1497 (498 amino acids)
Molecular function (GO): phosphatidylinositol binding
Source: RefSeq, a predicted model, not a curated record
AUGAUGCCGCCUACACCUGGCACCGCUGCGGAGGAACCCGCGUGUGACCUCGAAGACCCUUUUCGUGAGGAGCAGCAGCAGCAGCGGCAGCAACAACAACCUUUUUCUAGCAACAGCGACGCUUUAUCCAACCCUUCCAUGGAUGUGACGCCGCUGGCGAAGUUUGCACAAGAGGAGCCGACCGUGAGCGGCGGUGUCGUGCGCCGCAUCGUCUACUUCCCCAUUGUCACAACCAUUGUGUCUACCGACUCCUCCAAGUUCCCAGAUCCGGCUAUUCCGAUUGGACCGCACCUGCGCUCAAUGAACAUUGGCGUGUCGAGGAACCGAUGGGUGCAGUCGUCCGUGGCGGGGAUGGAGCGCCGCUAUAGCGAGCUGGUGGACCUCCGCACGCUGCUCGCGUUUCAGUUCCCGACUCUCAUUGUGCCGCCGCUGCCUCCAAAGUCCAACCUCGAGAACUUCGGCACCCUCUUAAAAAAUGAGGGUGUCAUCAUCACGCAACAGCACUCCAUUGCACGCUUCCUUCGCGAGAUUGCAAUAAUACCGGAGUUGAUGUAUUUCUCAGUCUUCACGCCGAACUUCUUCCAGCUUCCACGCGAGAGUUUUGAGGACUGGGUCGGCUCGAUGCGGGCUACACUGGAGGAGUUCCGCCAUCUCAACACGGCCAUCGACGGGCGUAGCACGCGCAGGAGCGGGCUGCUCGGUUCGGAGUCCGUCACUACCAUCACCGACAGCUCCACGAAGGUAGUGCGGAAGCUCGUGGGUAUUCUGCAGUCUUGGAUGGGCGGCAGUGAUGAAGUGCAAAGGCAGCAGCAGAAGCACAGCCCACAACGGCAACGGCAACAGCAGCAGCAGCAGCAGCCUGUUCAGGGUAAAGACUACGUCAACACCGCGACGACGCAUGUGUCCUACUGGACAAAUGAGGUAGACUUCCUCAGCCGCUGCCGCACAGCCAUCACAGAGACACUGCAGCCGUAUCUCACUUUUAUGCAGCAAUCGCUGGAGGCCGUCGCCGCACAGAAGGACGUCGCGGAGUCGCUAGAGAAAUACGCUGAGGCCCUUGCCGCCUCAACAGAUAACAAGGAGCUCGCGCAGCUGACGCUAGAGGCUAGUCGCUUCAUGGAUAGUGGCGUGCUGGCUGUCGAUUCGCAGCAGAGGCAUAACAAGCGUGAGGUGUACGAGCGUCUAUUAUUUGAGGUGGCGUACAUCGACGCCGCGCUCGACGCGAUAGACCACGUGCUGUGCCUCUGGAGCCACUGCAGCGACCUCGUGGGUGAUCCAGGGCACGUGCCGCUGUUUAACUACACGGUGGAGGUGAGCAAGCGGCUGCGCGAGUACUAUGAGACGCGGUUUCUGCGUGUAUUCCGGCAUCGCAUGCUCAACAUGAUUCAGCGCAUGGUCCGCACCGGAAAGGGCUACGCCGAGAAAGCGGUAACAGCCAUGCAGAGCGCCGCCUUCUCCACGACGAUAAAGAAUCCGACGUACACGUCGUACGAGUAG